AUGUCAGAAGCAAAAAAGAAGAGGCGGCAGUAUUGUGCGGAUUAUAUUAAAUACGGAUGUAUCGAAAAUCCCACAAAUCCAUCAUCGCCAUUGUGCCUUAUUUGUAAAAAAACAUUUUCAAAUGAAGCCAUGAAGCCUUCUAGGCUUCAAGAUCAUUUUAAUAAAAUACACCCGCAUAAUAAAGACAAAGAUGUGACCUAUUUUCAAGACAUGAAAAAGAAGUACGAAAUUCAGCCAACUAUAUCAAAACUUUUUUCAUCAGCUUCUAAGCAAGACGAUGACGGACUUCGAGCUUCGUACAAUAUCUCAUUGUUGAUUGCUAAAACAGGGAAACCACACACUAUUGGAGAAGAUUUAAUUUUACCAGCAAUCAAAGAAGUAAUAACCACUGUACUCCAUAAACCAGCUGCAGAUAUUAUCCGAAAAAUUCAUUUGAGCAAUAGUUCUGUGCAAAGACGAAUAGAUGAAAUGGCUAAAAACAUUGAAGAAUCAUUGUGCAAUUAUCUGCAGACUUGUCAAUUUUCAAUUCAGCUGGAAGAGUCCAUUUUACCCACCAAUGAAGCACUGUUAUUGUCAUACGUGAGAUCACUCAAUAAAAUCAGAAGUAACUCGUUGAAUGACAGAUUAUUUAGUCAGCUUUGCAUUGCCAAUGAUGAAGAUUUCAACCGACUGCUGCUUCACACGGAGGUGCGCUGGCUGUCAAAAGGUACUUGCUUGACUCGAUUUUACAAUCUGUUUGGAUCUGUGAUAGAGUUCCUAGAAAACAAAGACCCAGAAUUGCGCGACAACCUCAUCUCAUCAAAGAAAGAUAUUGCGUACUUGACAGACCUGUAUAAAUUGUUUAAUGAUGUCAACCUCCAACUUCAAGGUGAUGACUUAAACUUGAUUAAGACAAAAAAUAGCAUUGCUGCUUUCCUAUCCAAACUACUAUUAUACAAAAGAAAUAUCGGCAGACGGGAAUUCAACAACUUCCCAAAUUUAUCACGAGUAUCAUUCAAUAACGAAGACUUGCUUGUUUACUGUCAACACUUGGAAAACCUCCACAGAGAUUUUAAGGAAGGAUUCCAGGACGUUUUAAACAUGGACAUACCAGACUGGGUUUUGGAUCCUUUUUCAAAUGUUAACACAACAGGGUCAUCCCAGUUAGAAGAAGAACUAAUAGAACUGACGACAAAUGAGGAAUUAAAAAUUAAAUUCAAGAAUGGCUACCGAGAAUUUUAG
This is a messenger RNA of Diatraea saccharalis (sugarcane borer), 1221 nucleotides long. NCBI's taxonomy places the organism in Eukaryota, Metazoa, Arthropoda, Insecta, Lepidoptera, Crambidae. The record is from the annotation of a GenBank genome assembly.